Molecule: messenger RNA, 503 nt
Organism: Rotaria sp. Silwood1
Lineage: Eukaryota; Metazoa; Rotifera; Eurotatoria; Philodinida; Philodinidae
Source: the annotation of a GenBank genome assembly
AAAACGUGUCAGUUAGAGAAAUAAUGUUCGAUUUGAUAAAAACAAUAAAAUAAAAUUUGUUUAUUAAAAAUUUAGAUGAUAUUGUUGAACGUUUAAAUCAAUGUGAAUAUUCAUUUAAUAGUCAAUAUGAUUUAAUAGAAAAUGUUAAUAAAAUAAAUCGAAAAGAAAAUCUAUCUCGAUCAUUAUUAUAUGCUCAUUCGGAUAAAUAUCAUGAUUUUAAUUGGAUAUUACAUGUUCAUUCAUUAGAUGAGUAUUCCUUUUUAAAAAUCAUACAAAUUUUUUUAAAAACUUGUACACAAAUAAGUAAAUCAAAAUCAUUUAUUAAAUAUUUAUCAUCAAUGAUUUUUUCAACAAAAUCCUCAUUAUGGAAUGAUAUUGAAUUAAAAGGUAUUUUAUCAUAUAAAACAAUAUCAUCAAUUCAAUCAUCAAAUAAAACAAAUGUAUCAAGAAAAUUAUUUCAAUCGAAUACAAUAGAUCAAUUAACAGUAAGAUUUAUUAUUUGA